Molecule: messenger RNA, 1503 nt
Organism: Symbiodinium sp. CCMP2592
Lineage: Eukaryota; Dinophyceae; Suessiales; Symbiodiniaceae
Source: the annotation of a GenBank genome assembly
AUGGAUGACACGGAAAGGUCCGGGGGCUGGCGCCAGUCCAGCUGGAACAAUACCCAGGUCCUGAAGACACGGAUGCACAGGUGCCUUACUAGCUACUGCUUUGGCGCCUUUCUGCUCUGUGUGGUCCUGGUCGACUUCGGGUGUAUUUGCUAUGAUGUGGACUGUCGUGCCGUUGGAAUAAAUACCACAUGGCCGGUACCGCUCAUCCAAGAUUUAUGCAUCCUGAUCUACACUGCAGAUCUCUGCGCGCUGGUGUUUGCCAAGGGUUGCACUGCCUUGAUCGAUUGGGGUCGGGCUUUUGAUCUCUUGGCUGUACUCUGCUCUUGGGCAAACCUCGUCCUGACGACCAGUGGCUUACAUCAGCCUGUCAUGGCCUCUCUAAGUUGGCUGCGGGUAUUCAGGAUGUUCAGGUUAGCAGGACUGCUGGGAAGGAAGACGCCUGGCCUGCAGGGGCUGUAUAAGCUCGUAUCCAUGAUGUCGCGAGCCGCCAAGGAGCUAUGUUGGUCUUUCCUCUUCUGCUUCGUUUUUAUGACCAUGUGGGCUGUGCUCUUUGUGGAGUUUGUCCAUCCACUUGUUCAAGAAUUGGCCGUAGCGGGAUAUUGGGAUGGCCAGGAGAAUAGGGCCGUCUCUUCCGUCAUGAAUGCCAAUUUGCACUUGUUCAAGACAGCAGUGGUUGCAGAUGCUUGGGCAGAUUUGGCAGUUCCAAUCAUUGAAAGCUACCCCUCUGCCGCGGCCAUUUUCAUAGGCGCGCAGCUUUCCCUGGUCUUCGGGGUGCUGAACUGUAUUGUAGCAGUGGUGAUUGACGCUUUUGCUGAGACUCGCACCCACGAUGUCCUUGUCAUAGCCGAAGAAAUGGAGAAGGACUUCGAGAAGGAUACUAAGCUACUGCAAAGGCUCUUUUCGCGCAUGGACAAGGGCGACAAAGGAAAGUUGACCAUGGACGAGCUGCGGCGUGGCAUUAAGGAGGACUCUGAGUUUCAAAGCCUCCUACAGGUGAUGGACAUGGAUCAGGCUGACCUCGAGCAGCUUUUUGAGAUGUUCGACGUCGAUGGCUCUGGGUCGAUCGAUGCGGCGGAGUUUAUGGGCCCGUUGCGGAACUGGGCACACGACUCCAAAGCGGUGCCACGUCUUCUGAAGGACAACUUGCUCAGGGCCUUGGAGCAGCAGGAGAUGCUCUACGAGUGCACCUCACAGCAAUUCGAGGCUUUGAGGGAGCAGAUGAAUGUCCUUACAUCAGCCGUAGCUAAGGGUCCACACUCGGACUUACAAAAUCAGGGCACCUUCGCUUCGACGCGGGCAACGCAAGGCACAGAAUGGAGGGCCUCCGGGCAGAGGUUGGCGGACCGAGGGAAGAUGCGCUGUAGCCCCCUUCAGUCCAGGUACUUCAGCAAUGUUCCGAGGGGCCUCCAGUCACAGGGCGCGCCAAAGAGCAUCGUCCUGGCAGAGGAACCCUUGGAGGUAGAGUUGCGGAAUGCCGAUCAGAGCGUCAGUCUCACUUUCUGA